AUGGUUUCAUUCUUGCCUUUAGAUCCUCAAAAUGUGCACAAACGAAGAUGGGCUGACGGAACAUCAUUGUUACCACACACGAGCCGUCACAGAAAGCAGAAACUUGCGUGCAAACUGAACGACUCCGGGUUUGAGGACGAGUUAUCGUUGUCUCCAGUUCCUCCAGACCAGACUGAAGUGCUCCCCCUGCGCUCAAGGACAGAGCCCCAGUCAGGGCAGCUGUCCUGGUACCAUCAGUAUGGAGACACUGGAUACAAGAUCCAAAAGGAAAGAGAAACUCACUUCCAGCCCUGCAAGAGUCUCGCGCGCCAGCCACAGUUGAACGCAGAAGCUCGGUGCAAGCUCGUCAGCUGGCUUAUUCCUGUGCACCAACACUUGAGCCUGUCCUUUGAGUGUCUGUGUCUGACCGUAAAUAUUAUGGACAGGUUCCUUGCAUCCACCCCAGUGGCUGCAGACUGCUUUCAACUACUGGGAGUCACUGCACUUCUUCUUGCCAGUAAACAGGUUGAAGUGUGCUCUCCAAGAAUCAGUGAUCUGUUGUCCUUGUGUUGUGAUGCCUUCACCAAGGAGCAACUGUGUAACCUGGAGUGUUUAAUACUCGUUAAUCUAAACUUCCGACUCUGUGCACCAACUCUGGCAUUUUUUUUAGACUGUUACGUGAACCUUAAGAGUGGAAAGGCAGCUGCUACACUGGAGAAGAACUGUGACACUAUAAGGACCAACCACUGCAAUAAACUGGCCCAAAAACUGUGUGAGUUAAGCCUGGCAGACUAUGCUUUUAACAAAUAUCCUGCAUCUCUCACAGCCAGAUGUUCACUGCAGAUGGCCACUGAAAUAGUACAAGCAGCUCAACAACCACUGCGUUCACUGGGAAAGGAGUGUGACGGCUUUGUGAAUGAGCCAGACAGUGGUUCAGCAGAUAGUGACUGGUCUAACAGCAGAGUGGGAGGUGAUCUGACGGAAAGCAAUGAAUAUAGUUUGAUUCAAGAGUGUACAAACAACCUCAGAUUACUAGCCACGCUAAACCAGGAGGCACUGACAGAGGUGUAA
Messenger RNA from Periophthalmus magnuspinnatus, 1050 nucleotides. Its product is annotated as cyclin-O protein B. The record is from RefSeq and is a predicted model, not a curated record. Gene Ontology annotation, molecular function: cyclin-dependent protein serine/threonine kinase regulator activity. Gene Ontology annotation, cellular component: nucleus; cytoplasm; cyclin-dependent protein kinase holoenzyme complex. Gene Ontology annotation, biological process: regulation of cyclin-dependent protein serine/threonine kinase activity; mitotic cell cycle phase transition. NCBI's taxonomy places the organism in Eukaryota, Metazoa, Chordata, Actinopteri, Gobiiformes, Gobiidae. The transcript has 3 exons. The coding region runs from base 1 to 1050 and encodes 349 amino acids.